CUUGCGUGGCGUCACACCACCGCCCGGCGCAACUUCCGAGACGGACACCGCCUAUCUCCUCUCUCCCUCCGUCCGUCCAAGCAUGGACUAGUCAGAACGAACACGUUACACAGCCCAACCAAAGCCGUCACAUUCGAGAUCCGACCAUGGACAUGCCCACGGCGGCGUGCUCACCCUCCUCGUCGGCGCAGCCUCCGCCGUUGCCGUCAGCCGUCGAUGUGGCCGUUGACGCGCGGAAUGACGAGGUGCGGCGGCGCCAGCUCCUCGAUGCCGCCAUCGACGGCAACCUCGACCUCCUUGCCAGGAUGGCGCUGGAGUUGCUGCCGCCGGCGCCUAGCACCACGGGCGCGGACGCCACCGGCGUCUGGUCGACGUGCGGCAGGGCGCUGCACCUGGCCGCCGCCAACGGCAGGACGGACGUCUGCCGCUACCUUGUCCAGGACCUCGGCAUCCCCGUCGACUCCCUCUCCGACGAGCGCGAGACGCCGCUGCUCCUGGCGGCCACCUUCGGCCACACCGCCACCGCGGCAUGGCUCCUGGAGCGCGGCGCCAGCCCGCGCGCCCCGGACGUCGACGGCGAGACCCCGCUCCACUGGGCCGCCUACAACGGGGAUCGCGACCUGGCGAUGCUGCUCCUGUACAAAGGCGCCGACGUGAGCGCGGCCAACCCCCGGGGCACGGCGCUCCACGUCGCCGCCAUGCGGGGGUGCCCGGAAGUCGUCCGCGUCCUGCUGCGCCACGGCGCCGAUCCGAACAAAGUCGCCAGCCGUGUCUUCACGCCCUUGGUCUCGUCGCUUCUUGGUGGCUCCGUGGAAUGUAUGAAGCUGCUCAUUGAGGCUGGGGCUAAUGUUCAUGCCGGGGGAUUCACUGGAGCGACCCCUCUAUUGUUAGCGUGCAGCCGCCGUGGCAAUGUCGGAUUCGUCAAGUGCUUGUUGAAGGCUGGAGCAGAUCCAAACCUUCCCGACGAACUUGGUAGGUUGCCGAUAGAAAUUGCCGCGGUCCAAGCUGAGAAAAAACUCGUUCGACUUCUUUUUCCUGUGACUCGAUGCCCUCCAAACAUGCUUGAUUGGAGUGUUGCUGGCAUCAUGAGUUAUGUGAAAUCUGCUGCUUACAAGGAGCGGGUGAGAAAGGACUCUUGUAAGAGGAAAGCUGAACUAAAACUAGAAGGGAACAAGGCCUACACAGUCAAGGACUAUGACACGGCUAUACUUAUGUACAACUUGGCACUCAAGUUCGAUGACGCGAACGACAUAGAUGCCAGCAUAUAUUCAAAUAGGAGCCUCUGUUGGCUGCGCCUUGGUGUCGGCGACGAGGCGCUUUCGGAUGCCCAGGCAUGCAUCAGGUUUUGGCCUGACUGGGGGAAAGGCUACUACCGUGAAGGAGAGGCCUUUCGCUUCCUCGAGGAUUACACCAGCGCUUUCGCGUCGUUUAUGAAGGCGUCGGAGCUUGAUCCGCAGAACCCUAAGAUCGCUGGCGCACUUCGGGAUCUCUGGGAGCGCGCAAAGGAUGUCUCGGGUUCGCGCGUGUCGGGUCCUCCUGGGCUGUGAUCUGAUAGUCGAAGGCAAAAGUCGGGUUCCGCCUGGGCUGUGAUCUGAUAGUCGAAGAGUAUGAGCUCUUUUGUGCAGAGAGUAGACUUUGUUUCUUCGGCCGAAUAGAAGUCGAGGGCCAUGCUGAUGGGCCAACUGAAAAUGUAUGCAGCCAGUGCCUUUGUAUAAAGAGAAAAGUACCGUUUUCCUCCGAAA
Hordeum vulgare subsp. vulgare (domesticated barley) is the source of this 1742-nucleotide messenger RNA. Its product is annotated as poly [ADP-ribose] polymerase tankyrase-1-like. The transcript has 11 exons. Bases 147 to 1547 code for a protein of 466 amino acids. The record is from RefSeq and is a predicted model, not a curated record. Lineage: Eukaryota; Viridiplantae; Streptophyta; Magnoliopsida; Poales; Poaceae. Gene Ontology annotation, molecular function: protein binding.